AUGCAUGAUUCGAUCCCGGUUUUGAGGAAUGGUCUCACUGUGGCUGGAGGAAAUGGAUAUGGCAAUGGAAUCAAUCAACUUUCAAACCCAUGGGGUCUGUAUGUUGAUGUUGAUGAUGAUGAUCGAACAAUCUAUAUCGCUGAUCGAGCGAAUCAUCGUAUUGUGGAAUGGAAAUGGGGUGCGACGAGUGGCCAAGUGGUUGCCGGUGGAAAUGGACAAGGAAAUGGGACUCAUCAGUUGUCUGACCCAUUAGAUGUGAUUGUCGACAAAGAGAAAGAUAGUCUCAUCAUCUACGAUUAUUCGAAUAGAAGAGUGAUUCGAUGGCCUCGUCGAAAUGGGACAAGUGGAGAAACAAUCAUCUCCAACAUCAAUUGUUGGGGUUUGACAGUGGACGAGAAUGGAUCUCUCUAUGUCGUUGACUAUGGAAAAUAUGAGGUGAGACGAUAUCGAAGAGGAGAAUCUCAAGGAAUAGUGGUUGCAGGUGGCAAUGGAAUAUACGUGUCUGAUUGGAGAAAUCAUCGUGUGAUGAAAUGGGUGAAAGGUGCAAAACAAGGCAUUGUCGUGGCUGGUGAUCAAGGAGAAGGAAAUGGUCUUACACAUUUGUCAUGUCCUGAAGGAGUCGUUGUCGAUCAAUUGGGCACUGUCUAUGUGGCUGAUCAAUGGAAUCAUCGAAUAAUGCGUUGGCCCAAAGGAGCCACAAAGGGAAGUGUCAUUGUUGGUGGAAACGGUGGAGGAGGACAAUCGAACCGGCUCAAUUGGCCCAUCGGUUUGUCAUUCGAUCGACACAGCAAUCUCUAUGUCGUCGAUUACAGAAAUCAUCGAGUACAAAAUGUCAAUUUAAAUUCAUAA
Didymodactylos carnosus is the source of this 849-nucleotide messenger RNA. Lineage: Eukaryota; Metazoa; Rotifera; Eurotatoria; Philodinida; Philodinidae. The record is from the annotation of a GenBank genome assembly.